AUGAUCAAUUUUAUUGGUCUAUAUGGCUCGUACAGGCGGCGGCGACGUGACGGCGGCGCCGGCGACAUGAGCUCGGCCGCGCUCCGGGACGCCGCGGGCGACUCCACGCCCGGCUCGGACGUCGGCGAGCGCAUUACGCGUCUCUUCCCCAAGUGCCGCCCCAAGAUGCAGCAUCAGCACGACAGACUGAACUCCGGGUUGGAGGGUCGAGACAUGAUCAGUGUAAACAACGCAUCCUCCGACGACGAGAGGGACGACCAGCCGGUCAUUCUCAACACGAAGGGUGGCACGUACAAGCUUAGAGACUCUAGGAUAAUCGAAAUAGCAGGUGGAAGAGAGUUAUACUCUCAAAGUCGCACGAAAGCCGUGCGCAAGUUGAGGCACAGCAACACACACAAGCACAACUUGAGGAACAAAGUGCGGUCUCUAACCAAAGAUACCGUCGACUAUACAGAUAAUAAUAUUAAUAAUGAAAUACCUAUACACAGAAUAAGCAAUGAGCCCAAAAAAAUGAUAUCUCGACACACGUCGCCUGUUACGGUUACGUACACGAACGGUGACCGGGAAUCGAUUUUGGAGCAAAACACAAUGGGAAUACCCAAAAACAGUUCCCCCAUUCUGGACCCUCAUAAAACUAAUGACGUCAGUGCGAAAAGCAGCCCCAUCGCCGUCGUAGCCGAUGGUGAAGUUAUGGUGUUCGAUGAAAAUGAUGACUGGAAAGGUUUGAGGAUGGACCCGGAUGCCAGUGACGACGAGAUCGAUUUAAGUGUUAAAAGGACUUUAGACAAUAUGAAAAACGGUGAUAGUGAUGUGUUGAACAAUAAAAGUGAGAUGAGUGAUGAUAGUGAUUCUACGCGGUCCAGAGAAGAUGUUCGGUUGAGUGAGGGGAGUCCUACGGGGAUAUGGUUAUCGGGAGAUGAGGAUAAACGGGUCACAAGGGUGAUCGGGGAAUUACCGAUAGCAGAAUAUGAGGGUUCACCAAGAAGAUAUGGUAUUGGCACGCAGAAGACUCAAAGAUCGCCCAGGCCUGGCUUCCCUCAGAGAGUGGUAACAGAAAGCAGAGAUGACUCUCCACCGCCUGGUUCUGCCGCUUUCGACUACUUAUACGAAUUCUCAGAGACCAGAAAGGUCUUGGAGGAGUUCUUCAGGUGCCCGACCCUGCCCGGCCAGCAUAAAAAUAGCACUGAUGAAAUUGUUAACUUUCAAGAACUAGACUACGAACUCAGGAGGCAAACCCACGAUUGUCCUUCGGAAAACGGUAUCGAGGGCAGUGAGUCUGACUGGCCUCAGAACGAGGGGAUCGACUCGCCGCACGCGCUCAAUAACCACACGGAUUUUCUAGGAUUGCAGCAAAAGCAACGUGGUCGCUUCCCGACGCCAGAUGUGGCGGCGCUGCAGGCGCUGCACGCGCACGACACGAGCGCGUGCGCGUCGCCCUCGCACGACGCACACGUGCACGUGCACGCGGACAUGCACGCGCACGCGGACAUGCACGUGCACGCACAUGCGCACGCGCAUGCGGACUUGCACGCCGCGCUCGCGCUCUCCACCGCCAGCGACACCGCCAGCGAGCUGUCCAUGGCCAUCAUGGAGACUGAGCUCGUCGAGAUGAAAGAACCGAGCCGCAGGGCGCUGCCAAUCGUCGAAGAUGGUCUGUCCUCGGGACACGCGUCCGACACAGACAAUAAUAACCCGAUAUUACAGACACAUUCAGUGACAAUAGAAGAAAUUGUAGAUAGCGGAACCAAUACAGACCCUCACAUGUUAUCCGACGCCGACUUACACUCUUUAGAUCCACUAGCGUCCGCGCCGCCGCCGCCCGCGCCCGCGCCGCACCGCCCCGACACGGCGCCGCACACGCCGCGCACUCCCCACGCGCCGCACGCGCCGCGCGACGACGUGUACCCCAGAAAAAGGCCUUCUUCAGCCCAAAGUACAGAGUCCGUUGAAAUAAAACCUGCGAGUGGCGAUGAAGAUGAAGCGGAUACAGAUUUGGAGACUGAUAGACUGCUGGGCCAGCAGAGGACAGAUGAUCAGGGCUUUUUCGACGAUAAAGGAUGGCGUAAACCCAAGUCCCGUACGGUGAUGCCCUCUGGCGGGUCGACCGGCACCAACCGUGACCAUUCACACGAUGCCUCAGAUCACAGAGAUGAUGACACGUUGCAUAAUGGAAAGGACAAGGAUGGAAAAAAGAAAAGCAAGAAUAAAGAAGAUCUGGCAUCAGUUCUUAUUGAGGGAGUUCUAUUCAGAGCUCGAUACCUCGGCUCGACCCAACUGGCGUGCGAAGGUCAGCCCACAAAGGCAACCAGAAUGUUACAGGCCGAAGAAGCCGUAUCCAGAAUCAAGUGGGGCUGCGAGGGCCCGUACUCGGGCGUGUAUGCGGCGCCCGCGGCCGUCUUCCGUCUCGCCUUCCUCGGCUCGGUCGAGGUCGAGGAGGACUCGAGGCGGCGCAAGAAGAGGCCCAAAAAGAAUAUGGUGGAAGAGGCCGUCACUAAAAUUAAGGUCGUACACGCCCUGGCACCAGAAGGUGAGAACCAACCGAGUACGGAGGUGGACUUGUUCAUUUCUACAGAGAAGAUAAUGGUUUUGAAUACUGAACUGAAAGAGAUAAUGAUGGAUCACGCUCUACGAACUAUCUCCUACAUUGCUGAUAUUGGGGACUUGGUAGUGUUGAUGGCGAGAAGGCGUUUUGUUCCACACGAAAAUGACUCGGACCAACCCAAAUUGAACCGUACACCCAAGAUGAUAUGUCACGUUUUUGAAAGUGAAGAGGCGCAGUUCAUAGCCCAGUCCAUUGGACAGGCUUUCCAAGUCGCCUACAUGGAAUUUCUUAAAGCAAAUGGUAUCGAGGACCACAGUUUUGUUAAGGAAAUGGAUUAUCAAGAAGUUCUGAACAGUCAGGAGAUAUUCGGUGAUGAGCUUCAGAUGUUUGCUAAAAAGGAACUGCAAAAAGAGGUGGUGGUGCCCAAAACGAAGGGUGAGAUCCUCGGCGUGGUGGUGGUGGAGUCCGGCUGGGGGUCGAUGCUGCCCACCGUCGUCAUCGCCAACCUCGCGCCCGCCGGCGCCGCCGCGAGGUGCGGACAGCUUAAUAUUGGCGAUCAAAUAAUAGCAAUCAACGGUGUCAGUCUGGUCGGCUUACCUCUGUCAACGUGUCAGACGUAUAUAAAGAACUCGAAGAACCAAACAGUGGUGAAACUCACGGUGGUGCCGUGCGCCCCCGUUGUGGAGGUCAAGAUAAAACGGCCGGACACCAAGUAUCAGUUAGGCUUCAGUGUGCAGAACGGUGUGAUCUGCAGCCUGCUGCGCGGCGGCAUCGCGGAGCGCGGCGGCGUGCGCGUCGGACACCGCAUCAUCGAGAUCAACUCGCAGAGCGUGGUGGCGGUGCCGCACGAGCGCAUCGUCAACCUGCUCGCCACCUCCGUCGGGGAGAUACUAAUGAAAACAAUGCCGACAUCAAUGUUCCGGCUGCUGACUGGCCAAGAGAAUCCCGUGUUCAUC
Messenger RNA from Brenthis ino (lesser marbled fritillary), 3498 nucleotides. Lineage: Eukaryota; Metazoa; Arthropoda; Insecta; Lepidoptera; Nymphalidae. The record is from the annotation of a GenBank genome assembly.